AUGGGUGUUACCUCUGCUGCCGCUGUUUGUGCAUGUCUGAUGACCUCACCUUCACCUUUGAAUGUCAGAUGCAAAGACCACAACCAGGUGCCACCUUAUAAAUCCUACAAGUACAUUCUAGAUGCUGUAGUUGAUUGUUUACAUCCGAAUCAAAUAUCAAAUUUUGAGUAUACGUUGAGGUUCUGGUUGGAGUAUGUGGCGGCUUCCUUUGACCUCCAGGAUGCUAAAGAUAAAGAGGAUUGUGUCAUUGAAGUGGGGUCUCCAUCUUCUGCUGAAUCACAUCUGUUGCCAGGACAUGUUGUUAAGCAG
Messenger RNA from Candidula unifasciata, 309 nucleotides. The record is from the annotation of a GenBank genome assembly. NCBI's taxonomy places the organism in Eukaryota, Metazoa, Mollusca, Gastropoda, Stylommatophora, Geomitridae.